AGGACAGGUCAGGUCCACUCGCUGCAAACUUGUCCAAAGAAAAACAUCAGAACUUUGGGAAAGUUUCAAUCUUUCCCCCUUUCUUCCUCGUAACAUCCGUUGAUUUUCCACAAGGAUAAACGCGACUAACAGAUUAGCCACCUUCAUCUUUGAGCUCCAACACUCUCAAGAACAAAUGAAAGGGGCAUGUGUCAAGAAGAAAACCCAUUUGGUGAAUGACGCUGGCGAGGCUGAAACAGUCGGAGAAAGCGGGAAAAGAAGUGGAGGAGACGGUGGGUUUGGCAGUGAAGACGGCGGAGGUGGAAGUGGAGAGUCAGUUCUUCCCGAGAUGGGUGAUGAUAUGGACGAAGAAGAAGAUGAUGAAGAAGAAGAAAGAGGAGAAGGGAAAGAGGAAAGGUCAAAGCUUGAUGAAGGCUACUUCGAAAUCGAAGCUAUUCGCCGGAAGAGAGUUAGAAAAGGGAAGGUCCAGUAUCUAAUUAAAUGGCGUGGAUGGCCUGAAACAGCCAACACAUGGGAGCCUCUAGAGAAUCUACACUCUAUUGCUGAUGUUAUUGAUUCAUUUGAAGGAAGUUUGAAACCAGGGAAGCCUGGUAGGAAGAAGAAGCGCAAAUACGCAGGUCCUCAUUCUCAGCUGAAGAAGAAGCAGCAACGUUUAGGUUACGAUGCUGCUGAGAAGUCUGACUCUUCUACGUCUCUUAACAACUCUAGCCUCCCUGGUGUUCGUGGUCCACUCGACCUCAGUGGUUAUGUAGCCGCCAACAACAACCAAGGGGAAGCUAACAGUGGGAAUGUUGGUAUGGUCAGACAAGUUAGUUUGAAGGAAUAUGAUCCGACGCUAAACGAGUUAAGGGGACCAGGAGGUGAUAAUGUAAGAGAAAAUGGGUUUCUCAAGGUUUAUCCAAAGGAGUUUGAUAAGGACAGUCGUUUCAUAGGUGCUAAACGGAGGAAGUCUGGUUCUGUGAAAAGAUUCAAACAAGACGGAACCACACCUAACAACAACAACAACAACCACACCACAACAGCUACUACUGCAGAUCAUAAUCUGACACCAAAUUUAGACUCUUUUGGUAGAAUGGUAGAACCACACCACAAUAACAAUCUGUCUCAGAAAAGCAGAUUGGAGGAAUUAGACAUUGUGAGGAUCAUCCAGCCAGUGAGGUUUUCUUCAUCUAUAACAAACAAUGUACAAGACGCGUUGGUGACGUUUUCGGCGCUGAGGUCUGAUGGGAAGGAAGUAACGGUAGACAAUAGGUUUCUCAAGGCUCACAAUCCUCUCCUGCUGAUUGAGUUCUACGAGCAACAUCUCAAGUACAAUCCCGAAAGAUAAGAAUUUGUUUGUACACAGCACUUUGUAGGUAGAUAAAAAUUAGAUGAGCAACCUGUUCGUUUUUUUUUCACGUUCAAUCAAGUAAAUCUCGUCUUUUUCUACUUUUCUUAAACUUGCAUGUUCAAAGAUAAAAAUAUAUAUCUAACAAAAUAUGUGGAUCAG
Messenger RNA from Brassica oleracea var. oleracea, 1489 nucleotides. RefSeq names its product chromo domain-containing protein LHP1-like. Gene Ontology annotation, cellular component: nucleus. NCBI's taxonomy places the organism in Eukaryota, Viridiplantae, Streptophyta, Magnoliopsida, Brassicales, Brassicaceae. Bases 176 to 1327 code for a protein of 383 amino acids. The record is from RefSeq and is a predicted model, not a curated record. The transcript has 6 exons. Gene Ontology annotation, biological process: heterochromatin formation.